ACACCUAGAUGAGGCAAGACCAGACAAAAAGGGAAAGGCUACAAGAAAAGGGACUGUGGAUUGGAAGGGAGAAGGAUGAGUUGCAGAGAGAGGCUCAGGAAGAAGGGAAAGAAGAGGAUGUACCCUCGAAGAAUCUGGGAAGCAAGCCCAAAACUUUUCCCAAGGACAGAAGAAGGGGGGCAAAUCAGGCAGUGGAAGAGGAAGAGAAGGGGAAAAAGGAGGCAGCAGUGAAGCUGAAGAAAGGUCAAGGAGGGAAUCAAGCACCAAGAGUUAAAAAAAGUGAAGAAAAAAAGUCAGUUGAGGAUGGUGGAAAAUGAGUUGAGAUAAGAGGAAGAGAGAAGAAAGGGAGAGUAGAAAAUAAUAAGCAAGUGGAAGAAGAAAAAGGGGAGGAAACAAAGGUGGCAUGUGAAGAGUCAUCCCAGAAAGGGAAGAAAGCAAAAGAAGGGCAAAUAAGCAAAGAAGAAAAAGUUUAGAGAGAGAAAAGGAAAAAAGGGUGGAGAGAUUAUGUAAUCAAGAUGCUCCAACAUGAUGAUCUGCCUGUGAAUUCUUCUUGGGAUGCGAGAUUUGAAAGAGUGUUGCUCUUCGAGAUGGUGGUAAGUUUCAAACACUCCACCAACAUGCAUAAAUUAAUGGGAUUGCAUGAGAUGUUGGAUGAGAAGUGCACCAGAGUUUUUGAGAAGUAUGCGCAAGUGGCAAGGAAACUGGGGGAGAUGAAGAGAGGAAGAGAUGAGAAGGAACUUGGAGAGGAUUUGGAUGCAUUGGGGAAAGAGCUUCAGUCAGAGCUCAAGGAAAGCACUGAGCUCUUCACCCAAGGGUUUGUGGAUUAUAUCCCUGAGCUCUUGAAGAAGAUGAGCAGGCUAAGGAAAAAGGAAGAGGAAAGGGAUGCCCAGGUAACAAGUUUGACAGAGAGUUUGGAAGGGAUGAGAAAGGAAGUGGAGGACUUGAAGAAGGGGAAUGAGGAGUUGUUAAAACAAGUAAGUACAUUGGAGGUUUCCCUGACCCAUAAAAGCAAGGAGUUGAAAGAUGAAGUGGCAGAGACGGAAAGUAGGAAAGAAAGUUAAAAGUUUGUGUUCAAGGAUCAGUGAGCAAGGGGAAGAUCUAGAACAAGAAAUUACUGAAAGGGAAAAAAUGUGUCAGAUAUGGGAAAAGAGAUGGGGUGAGAUAUUGAAAGGGAUAGAAGAGCUCAAAUUAAACUACCAGGAGAUCACAAGAGUGAUGGAGUGGAAAAAUGAGGAAGGGUUUGAGAUUAACAUGGCAGAAGGAGAAAGGAAGAUUCCUCUGUCAAGAGAAAAAGAAGGAAGGAAGGGUGAGCAGGUUGUUGGAAAGGGAGAACCCUCCAACAAGAGGCCACAAGAAAAACCAAGGGUUCAAGGGUCUCCUGCCUCAGAGGAAGAGAAGAGUGAAUGUUUGGCUUUGCCUCAAAAGAGGAGCAUCAAAAGGAAUGAACAGCCUGGAAUGAA
Messenger RNA from Chara braunii, 1460 nucleotides. Lineage: Eukaryota; Viridiplantae; Streptophyta; Charophyceae; Charales; Characeae. The record is from the annotation of a GenBank genome assembly.